AUGGCAAGUUCGCUUCCCCCUCCCGUCACUUCCCCCCCCCAUUAACCAUCUAUCAUAACUAACCAAUAUCGCCAGUCCUCUCACCGCCGCCGUCUCGCUCAAGAUCACUCCGCCCUCCGCAUUGCGCCACCCGCAGACUACUUCUUUCCGCCAAACACGGCCUCAGACGACCUAACAAGCCUACAAAUAUUCCUAGCAGGGCCCACGCAGACCCCCUUCGAGACCGGCCUCUUCCAAAUCCACCUCCGCAUACCACCAACAUAUCCCACUGAGCCGCCAAAGGCUUCCUUCAAGACUAAGAUCUUCCACCCGAACGUUGACGAACGUAGUGGCGACGUGUGUGUCGACACGCUGAAGCGCGACUGGAAACCCAUGCUCACGUUGAAGGAUGUGCUCGUUACCAUCCGCUGCUUGUUGGUGUACCCGAACCCGACCAGCUCGCUGAAUGAAGCCGCCGGGAAACUGCUGUUGGAGGACUACGAAGGGUAUGCGCGACACGCGCGGUUGAUGGCGGGCGUGCACGCAGGUGUGCCGGAGGAACUGAAGGGGUUGGUGGAGGAAGCAAGGAGGCGGGGUGAGGACGAGGACCAAGGUGUUGGGAAGAAGGAUCCGAAAGCCCCCGGCGAGCGGAAGAGGAAGAUCAAGCAGGCGGUUAAACCAUCCGCCUCCGUCCGUAAGGAUAAUGGCAAGGAGAAGGAGAGGGAGAGAUGCUCCGACUCCGAGGGCGGUGACUCGGGAAAAGAGAACGCGGAGACUAGGCGCUUCGCCGCGAGGCCUGCAUCACCGCUUGGGAAGCGUUCGAUGCAUGAGGCGGAGGAGACGCGUGGUGGCGCCGGCAGUACUGAAAUUGAUGAAGACGCGGAAAACAGUGGGCGCAAGUCACCAAAGUUGCGGGAGGGCCAGAGCGCUAAUCCCCGUUCGCCGCUCACUGCCGCUACCACUACGGCCGUCACUACUGCUAAGAGGGAACCCGUCACUAAGAAAGACUCGGCCAAAAAGUCCACCGCAUCCGGAAAGUCAAGCAAGACCGGAGCAGCAACCAGAAAAGUCGGCCUGAAGCGCUUCUAA
This is a messenger RNA of Tuber aestivum (summer truffle), 1068 nucleotides long. Lineage: Eukaryota; Fungi; Ascomycota; Pezizomycetes; Pezizales; Tuberaceae. The record is from the annotation of a GenBank genome assembly.